AUGGGCCACAACACCAGCGUUCUCAGGAGUUGCGGGUCCGUAGGCCCCGCUCUCCUCAAAGUCUCUACGUCGCAGCCGAGCCCGCAGCGGUUUGUGCUUCUGGGCGACACCCUCGCGGCCCUUGUCGAUCCGCACGCUUGCUACGUGCUGGAGCUGGCGAGCGCUCCAGACGCGGCCACGGCCGCGUCUGUCACCGCGACCGCCCGUUUGCGCUCCAAGGAUCCCGGCGCCACGUCCGCUGUUGAGCUUGCGCUCGAAAUCGACCCGCGCGCCGCGGAUGCCUCUUCCGUUACCGUCAAAGUUUCGUUGCGCCGGCUGGCCGACCCAGGCGUGUAUACCAUCGACGUUCGCUGUGGCGGCGAGCUCGCGCUCUCCAUGGCCGUGAGCGUCGAGGGGGCGCCCGCGACGCCGCCCAGUGCCCUCGUCGACGAGCCGGACCCGUUCCCCGCGGACGGACCCCAGUUCCGGACCCAGGUCUCUCAAUGGGAAGCGCUGCUGCCACAGCUGCGCUCCGUGGUCAAAACCGUGGCCGAGCGGGGCGCAAAGAUCGCCGAAAACCUCCACGCCUGUUCGCGCGAGUACGCGCAGGCUGCGUCUGCUCUCCGCGACCUCGAUGGGCUGUGUUCCGGUCUGCCCCUCUAUAUGCGUCGCACGACGCGCGCUCUGCUGUCCGCAGUCAACCAGGAAGCGUCCAGGGCCACCUCGCUGGCGCACUCGACUUCCGACGCGCUGUCGCAGCCUGCUCUCUCGUAUGCGGCUGCUCUGGAUUCCAAGACCCUUUCGUCUCGCCGCAAGCAGUACCAGGACCAGGCCAAAGACUUCUACUCCUACAUGGGCAAAAACCUCUCGUCCGCGGACUUCACCAACCUCUCGAGAAAAAUACAGUUCGAACUGCACCGCUUCGACUACUUCUCAUACCUCUCGGACCUGCUUUCCGGCGCGGCCGUGCGUCAGCUCAUCGACAAAUGGAGCAAAUAUACCGGCAUGCUUCAGCUCGCGCCCAACGCGUCGACGCAGCUCCUCAUGCAGCAGGCUGCCCAAUACCUGGCCAACUACAAGCACUAUCGGUCGCAAGUCGCCGCGGUGCGCUCGCGCAUCGGCCAUUCCCAAAACUACUCCGAUCUGUCUGGUCAGCUCUUGUCCUCCUCCCCUAGCUCCCACCGCGCCUACAAAGAGGGCAUUCUCUGGACUCACAAAGGCCAGGGCAAGUCGUCCGGCUGGCACAAGCAAUGGGUGGUGCUCAAGGACUCCAAGCUGUCUGAGUACUCUGAUUGGAAAACAGAUGGUAAAAAGCUUGCACGCACCCCUCUCAAUCUGACGUUUGCGUGCGUGAAGCGCUCGGACAAAAAGUCCAAUGGCUUCGAGGUCAUUACCACCGAUGGGGUCACAAGAUCCUUUAGGGCAGAAAGUGAAAACGACGUAGAAAGGUGGCUGCGCGAGCUCCAGCUUGCUAUCGGCCUGGACGUGCAGUCUUCCAACACGACUUCAUCUUUACUUGACACGGUCUGCAGUUUGGAUCCCUCGAAUUCCAAAUGCUGCGAUUGUGGCGCAACCGUUCAAGUAGAAUGGAUUUCCAUCAACAUUCUGUGUGUUGUGUGCAUAAAAUGCUCAUCGGUUCACAGAUCUUUGGGCUCCCACAUUUCCAAAGUUCGUUCUUUGAAGCUGGAUUCGUUCCAGUCUAAGGAAAUGCAGGAGUUACUCAAAUUUGUCUCCAACAAGAACGUAAACUCCAUAUAUGAAGCUGAAUUACCGCACAGGCCUAUAAACUCGGAAUCAGCUAUUGAGGAACGCACUAAGUUUAUUACUCAAAAAUACUCACAGAGAAAGUUCGUGGUGCCUUUGCAAGAAAAUGAUCCUGAAGCAAUACGAAAAAGACUCAAUCAUAACCUCAUCAAAUCUAUUCACCUUAAUAGCAUCUACUUAUUGCAGCAAUGCAUUGCACAGGGGACAACUUUGAAUACAGCUCAUCUAGAUCAUGGCGAGACCCUUUUCCAGUAUUCUCUCAAACAUUACCGGGGUACGAAAGAUAAACCCGUCUUCUUCAUAACCGAGUUUCUGCUUCUGAACGGACUCCAAGUUGGCAAACUGCCUAGGGAUAAAACUUCCCUUUCGGAUUCCGAGUAUUCAUAUUGGAAAUCAAAAGCAGAGACUAAUGGCAUAUACGUCCAAAAAAAGAUUGGAAGGGCUGCAACUACAAAAGAAAACAAAGCAACAAAUAUAGCAAGGAUUAACACAUCGACUGCCGAAUCUCUUCCUUUGCGACAACCAUCUUCAGCCAUCGAAACAAACUCCAGUAAGCGUUGGAGUAUAGCCGGAACUAUUCCUAAUGCAUCACCAGUUAUAGCAUCAGCCUCAUCCUUACUACCCAAAUCUCGCGCUCUUAAAUUUCCGAAAAUGCCUAGCAAUAAGAACUAA
Molecule: messenger RNA, 2415 nt
Organism: Lachancea fermentati
Lineage: Eukaryota; Fungi; Ascomycota; Saccharomycetes; Saccharomycetales; Saccharomycetaceae
Source: the annotation of a GenBank genome assembly